Dendroctonus ponderosae (mountain pine beetle) is the source of this 1711-nucleotide messenger RNA. Its product is annotated as RING-type E3 ubiquitin-protein ligase PPIL2. Gene Ontology annotation, cellular component: catalytic step 2 spliceosome. Gene Ontology annotation, biological process: protein polyubiquitination; protein folding; protein peptidyl-prolyl isomerization. Lineage: Eukaryota; Metazoa; Arthropoda; Insecta; Coleoptera; Curculionidae. Gene Ontology annotation, molecular function: ubiquitin-ubiquitin ligase activity; peptidyl-prolyl cis-trans isomerase activity. The record is from RefSeq and is a predicted model, not a curated record. Bases 126 to 1679 code for a protein of 517 amino acids. The transcript is spliced from 7 exons.
AGCAUUAGUUUGAUAAUGACACAAACUGCCUAACCUAGAAAUUCGUGAAAACUGUUUUGGUUAAUGUUUUGCUUUGAAUAGUGUGUUGUUUUCGUCUUUUUUAUUUUACAAACAGCACAUCCAAAAUGGGAAAACGACAACAUCAGAAGGACAAAAUGUACCUGACCUACACCGAAUGGACGACUUUAUACGGUGGAAAAAAACGGGGCACCCAGUCCAAAGAAGAAGCAAACUUUAAGCGACUACCCUUUGAUCAUUGUUGCUUAUCGUUGCAGCCCUUUGAGGUGCCCUUUAGCGACUUGGACGGCAAUAUAUUCGACUUGGAUGCCCUCAUCCCAUUUUUGAAAAAGUACAAAAUCAACCCUGUGACUGGAAAACCUUUGGAUUUUCACUCAUUGUUCCAAUUAAACAUCAAGAAGAAUGAAGAGGGUGACUUUGAGUGCCCCGUAUUAUUUAAGCCUAUCACUAACAGUUCGCAUGUUGCUGCAAUUGCCACUACUGGAAAUGUGUACUUGAUGGAAGCGAUUGAACAAUUGAAUAUAAAGAAUAAAAACUGGAAGGAUUUAAUUACAGAUACACCAUUCGAGAGGAAGGAUAUUAUUGUGUUGCAGGAGCCCAAUAAGUUGGAGAAGUUCAAUAUAUCACAAUUUCAUCAUGUCAAAAAGAAUUUGCGAGUUGAAACCGAAGAAGAGAUAGCUGACAAAUCAAACCCACAAGCUCGAUUGAAAACCAUAAAUCCAGAGACAAAAGAUACGUUAGCAGAGUUGGACAGGGAUUAUAAGUCGCCAACUAUUCAGCUAAAUAAGACAGAAACAACGGAAAAAGCUGAUAAAUUUAAUGCAGCGCAUUAUUCGACUGGGGCGGUUGCAGCCAGUUUUACUUCCACUUCGAUGAAUCGUAAUUUAGUUCAUGAAGCAGCAAUACGACAUGAGGAUGAACUUCGAUAUGAGAGAGUUAAAAAGAAAGGUUAUGUUCGGCUGGUAACUAACUUGGGAAUGCUCAACUUAGAAUUAUAUUGCGAUCAAGUUCCAAAGACCUGUGAAAAUUUUCUGAAGCAUUGUGAGAAUGGGUAUUACAAUGGGACGAAAUUUCAUAGAUCAAUCAGGAAUUUUAUGAUUCAAGGGGGCGAUCCAACCAAUACUGGAAAUGGAGGAAAGUCUAUUUGGGGAGGAAAAUUUGAAGAUGAAUUUAAACCGAACCUUUCUCAUACUGGACGUGGGGUACUUUCAAUGGCCAAUUCUGGGAAACACACCAACGGAUCUCAAUUUUUUAUCACAUAUAGAUCUUGUAAGCACCUGAAUAACAAACAUACGAUUUUUGGUCGAGUUGUGGGAGGCACAGAAACGUUAAAUGAAAUGGAACGCAUCGAAGUGGACAAUAAAGACAGACCCAUUGAAGAUAUCGUUAUUAUUAACACUCAGAUUUUCGCCAAUCCAUAUGAUGAAGCUGAUGAAAUCUUAACAAAAGAAAGAGAGGAUGAAAUUAAUCAGCAGAAAUUGAAAGCUGUUGAGGAAAAAAAGAAAGUUGCUAAAAAUACGCCACUUGUUGCAUUUAAGAGUGGUGUUGGCAAAUAUAUUAAACCAGAUGUACUGAAAAGUGCUGUCAAAGGUGCAGAAAUUGAAGAACCUGUUACUAAGAAGAAGAAGGGCUCCUAUUUAUUUAAUUUUAAUAAUUGGUAGAAAUAAUGCCCAAAUAAACUUCUGAAGAUUAA